Messenger RNA from Eruca vesicaria subsp. sativa (arugula), 1041 nucleotides. NCBI's taxonomy places the organism in Eukaryota, Viridiplantae, Streptophyta, Magnoliopsida, Brassicales, Brassicaceae. The record is from the annotation of a GenBank genome assembly.
AUGGGGUAUCAUCAGCCUGAUCCAGAUGCUCUUCGUUGGGGUCUACACGAUCUUGAAGUUUGUACACUUACAAACGCUGGCUCUUGCAGCAGCGUUACGCGUUUUGAGACUACGGAUGGUGGUGGUGUUGCUCAAGGCUAUGUUAGAGAAGGUUACAACAACCAGCAGCCUUUGAGUGAUUAUGUAGACAAUGAUGCUGUCAUUGCUCAGUUUUACCAAGAUGAGUUGUCCAGAGUUGACCGGAACGAAGCAUUUGAUCCUAGUCGAACUUCAGUUGUUCAACAAGAAUGGUCUCCUCAACCUCAUCAAGGUGAAGCCAUUGAUAUUUCUCGUGAAAGUGAUAAUCUUUGUAGACAGAAGGGUGAUAUGGAAGAUAAGGACGUUGCAGCAAGGUUUGGGAAUCAAGGGGAGCAAAGUUCACCAGGUCGUGAUGAUGAUGAUUCAGUUUGUUCUGUUGAGGUAGAAGAAGAAUCUUGGUCUGAGUUUGGGAAGCGACUCAACCACAUGAUUCCUGUUGCUCAUGUGCCGAAAAUCAAUGGAGAGUUACCAUCAGAGGACGAACAGAUAUCUGAUCAUGAACGGCUAUCUCAGAGAUUACAGCUUUAUGGCUUGGUGGAGAACAAGAUUCAAGGAGAUGGAAACUGCCAGUUUCGAGCACUAUCAGACCAGCUUUACCGUUCUCAAGAGCACCAUAAUGCUGUUAGAGAACAAGUUGUUAACCAGCUUGCGUAUAAUCGAGAGAUGUAUGAAGGUUAUGUUCCAAUGGCGUAUAACGACUAUCUUAAAACAAUGAAACGGAAUGGAGAAUGGGGUGAUCAUGUUACUCUUCAGGCUGCUGCAGACUGGUUUGGUGUUCGGAUGUUUGUGAUAACUUCAUUCAAGGAUACAUGUUACAUUGAGAUCUUGCCUCAUUUCCAGAAGUCCAAUCGCCUUAUAUGUUUAAGCUUCUGGGCUGAGGUUCAUUACAAUUCAAUCUAUCCUGAAGGAGAGCUGCCAGUACCGGAGGGAAAGAAGAAAAAGAAGAAAUUUUGGGUUUUCUGA